AGGCAACCACCACCUGUAACGUGUCACCGCCACAGCCGUCGUUGUCGUCGUCGCGCCGCCAUCGUCUUCGUCGUCGUCGUCCACUUCGGCCCUUUCGUUUUCUGACCACACGCAAUCUUCCGCUCGACCGCGCACGCACUCGUCCGCCUUACAAACGCUACACCCGGUGGUGGUGCAGGUGGCGAUCCGCGGCUGACCGAAACCGUCCGUCGUCGUAUCCUGCCCCAAGUCCGCGCCGGCACCCGAAAGAUGAGAGGGCGCGUCCCGGCCACGUUCGCCGUGCGCGCUUUUUACGUGAUGGCGUGCACCGCGGCGGCCGUGCUGGGCGUCCGGGGCACCGACGACAGCCUGCGGUCCGCGCUGGAAGCCAUUUCGGACAAAUUGGGAUCGACGCCCCCACGGGUGGCGGCCGCGGUCUACUUGAACACAGAUGACGGUCAACCGGAAGACAUUGGUUAUGGUUAUCAAAAAAAUUUGAGAAAUUUAGAAAAUAUAUUUGAACAAGGAGUUCGAGUACCAAACAAUAAGAUUUACAAAGAUGAAGUGGCUGAAAAGUUUCUCAACUAUUUGGCUAAUGAAAGUCCUCAGUACAAUCAAAAACCGUGGAGUAAAAAGUCGAUAUUCCGCGAGAGGGAAGGAUCAGACAUGCCGGACAAUUUACAACAACUGAAAUAUGAUAGAUACGCGACGCCUUCUGCUUUUCGCGAACGAUACAAAACUAAUCCCAACAUAGAACAAGAUUACAAAAACAAUAUGGAAGAUCAAGGCGAUUAUUUGUACGCGUUGAAUACGCUUAUAGACAAAUACAUCGAAGAAAAUGUACAAGGCAUGUCAGACGAAGAACUAGAGAGUUUUCUGAGGUCUCAGGAAGAAAAACGUAACAUACCGGAUGAAUAUCAAAAUGUUUACGAUCCUUAUUAUAAAAGGGGGAACCCGAUGAAAAGGCAGUAUUUGUUCAUCCCCGGGUAUCAUACGAGACGAAACAACAAGUAUCGAAGUAAAUGGGUAAAGCCGAGAUUAAUGAAGAGGUCGAAGAAAAAUGUCGCGUUAAAUGAAUCGCACACAGACCCAAAAGUGGCCGCCGAGCUUAAUAAUAUUUUUCUUGGAUCGGAAUCAAAUACAAACGUCAACACCACAACAAUCAUAAAUAAUAGUGUUAAUCAAACAGCAAAACCAGAAGUGGAUGGUAACAACCUCAAAAUAGAUUUGAAAAAAAAGUCCAUCGAUUGGAGUAAUUAUUUUGGAUACGAUCGAAAGAAAAAAUCCAUCGAGAACAUACCAUCCGACGAUACCAUUUUAAAUCAAUAUAUUCGUGCCUAUGGGAAAGAAAAUGACGAAAACGAAGAGAUGAACACUAUCAAUCUAAAAGAUGACAAAUUAAUGUGGAUGGAAGAUGCACUUAUUAACGACGCACUGAAAUAUACGGGAGCUAAUCAAGGUACCAACGAUCCAGAAGAAAUAAACAACGUCAAAAAUCAAGUACUCGCAAAUUUGAAUCAAGCAUACAACAUUGAAAAACUUAGAAAUGAAAAUAACGAGAUGCAAGAAAAACAAUAUGAAAAAGCAGAUUUUGUUGUGCCUUCAGAAAAUAACAGUCAACCCAUGAAUUCAUUGGAUAUAGCAGAGUCAAAUAAAGAAGCCGAUCAUCACGAAUGUACUCAACUUCUACAAAUAACUCAGAACUGUCUAGAAUUGGGGGGAUCAGCUGGAGACUUGAUGUUGCCCGUGUGCAUGCUUUACCGCGUUUGCAGUACUUGUGAAUCCGAACAAUCAGAAUGUGAAGCAAAAUUCAUACAAGGAUCCCACGAACUGUGCAGCAAAGCUCCGUUGUGUAGAUACUUUUCACGGCGUAUACUACAACUUAUGCAAGAACAUCCAUUACAAAUACAAUGCCAUAAGUGCAUGGUUAACUUUUUACAGAACGAAGAUUAAUAGAUGAAUCUUUAAUAAUAUAAUUUGAUCAUAACAUUAAACUAAAAAAAUGGGAAAUUAUGCCUAUAACAUAAUAUAAUUAUAUAUAUAUAUAUAUAUAUGUAUACAUAAGCUUAAAUUAUAUUCACUUAGAUGGUGCUAAUCUGUCUCAGAGUUACCAACUUUGUUUUGCUGAUGUAUGCAAGUUAAAAUAAUAAAGAAGUAGUUUAUUCAAUACAUCAACGGUCUUUAAUAAAUAUUACAUAAUAAUCAUAUAUACAUAAUACAUAUAUAUAUAUAUAUAUAUAUUAUAUAAAUUAUAAUAAUAACAUAAACUAGUUAUUUGAUGAUUGUCAUUGGUAUUGUUAUAAUCCUAAUAAACUUAAGAUGGCUUAAUCAUAUU
This is a messenger RNA of Metopolophium dirhodum (rose-grain aphid), 2314 nucleotides long. RefSeq lists its product as uncharacterized. The record is from RefSeq and is a predicted model, not a curated record. NCBI's taxonomy places the organism in Eukaryota, Metazoa, Arthropoda, Insecta, Hemiptera, Aphididae. The transcript is spliced from 6 exons. Bases 250 to 1932 code for a protein of 560 amino acids.